Messenger RNA from Varroa destructor (honeybee mite), 3429 nucleotides. Its product is annotated as glutamate-gated chloride channel-like. The record is from RefSeq and is a predicted model, not a curated record. Gene Ontology annotation, biological process: monoatomic ion transmembrane transport. Lineage: Eukaryota; Metazoa; Arthropoda; Arachnida; Mesostigmata; Varroidae. Gene Ontology annotation, cellular component: membrane. Gene Ontology annotation, molecular function: transmembrane signaling receptor activity; extracellular ligand-gated monoatomic ion channel activity.
UCAAGUGCGACUAUGUCGUCAAAAUCCGUUCGUAAGAUAACUCCAGGUCUGGAACCGGAUUUGCUGCCCGGCGCCAUGCGGUGGUGAUCGCGCUCGCUCGCCGGCUGCGCUGCGCGCCCCAGCGCUCCGCGCCCUACGGACAGCCAGGCAGCUGCUUCAACGCAAAGGCCCCCUGCUUCAGCACAGCCGAUAAUAGACCAACCGCUCAGCAGGAUAUUAGCAGAGACUUUGCUCCAGAGGACACAAGUUUGAAACCGUGAGCCGAAAUCGAAGUCCUGAAUUCCAAGCACACCGUGAACGGAUCUCUGCAGGCCAACAACGACAACAAAAGAACCAGGUGGUAGCAACAAGAGGCAGCCGCAACAACAGCAGCGGCGGCGGCGGUGGAGACCCGCUCGGUGUCCCGCGGCGCGCGUCGGGGCGUGACACAGCCGUGCUCGUUUCCUCCCGCCAGCUGUAGUUGCGGCGCUGCUUUGACUCUUCCUGGCUACUCCUUAAUCCGGGUUGUGGGCCCGGCGCAGUCUCCGGAUCUGGCCACCGGCCGAUUCAGUCGACCUGGCUGCCAACCGGCCGACGGCACUUCGGGUGCCCCGCGGCCUCCGCGCCAUUCAACGCGUCACCAACCGUGGCCGAGUUCCAACCGUCCGCGCUGGAUAUCAUCGCUUGUCCUACCUCAAGCACUGCUGUUUUAUACAACAGCCUGCCUUCUGCGUUACGCAGCACCAGCAGCAGCAGCAGCUAAAACGAAGGCGCCAGCUAGAGCGAAGAAACGCCGCCGCAGCAGCAGCAGCAUCCGAACGACAGGAUAGCAGCAGCACCAACAGCAGCAGCACCAACAGCAGCAGCAGCAGCAGCAGCGGCAACAGGAAAGGCAACUUCAGCACAUAGAGCUGCCAAAGCUUGCUCCUGCUGUCCGGCCGCAAAAUGCAGCGCUGACUAGUGAAUCCCCAGGGCCGAUUGUGUUCAGUGACUGAGGAUAGCCUGGGAACUUCCUGAGUGCCAAUACAAAUAUCGACAAUAAAAUGCGUGAGUGUUCAUAAUCUGCUGUAGCAACGCCAUUGAUCAUAAUAUAGUGUACAUAUACAAAAGCUGUGUAAUCCCGCCAUGUACAUUUUACUGGGAACAUUACUCCUUGGGUGGCGGGUGGUGUCUGCGUCAGUCCUCCCAACAGGUCACCACAAACAACAGCAAAUUCAAGAUUUGUCGGAUGUCAGCUCGCCCUCACUAUACCAACAGCCGUUGCCUCUACCGCAGGCUUUUCGCAGCAAACCGAAGAGCCCAUAUAUGACUAGCGACAAAGAGGGUAAAGCAAACUUCCGCGCAAUCGAAAAGAGAAUUCUCGAUUCGAUCAUCGGUUUGGGCCGCUACGACUCUCGCAUCCGGCCUAUGGGCAUCAACAACACCGAUGGACCAGCGCUCGUCCGCGUGAACAUCUAUAUCCGUAGCAUCGGAAAGAUCGAUGACGUCACCAUGGAAUACACAGUGCAGCUGACGUUCCGGCAACAGUGGCGAGAUGAGCGUUUACAAUACGACGACCUUGGUGGCCAGAUCCGAUAUCUAACGUUGACUGACCAAAAGAAACUAUGGCAACCGGAUUUGUUCUUCUCGAAUGAGAAAGAGGGUCACCUACAUCAAAUUAUUGUGCCCAACGUGCUACUCAGGAUUUACCCUAAUGGAGACGUCCUGUUCAGUAUUCGCAUCUCCCUGGUGCUCAGCUGCCCCAUGAACCUCAAAUUCUAUCCCCUCGACAAACAAAUUUGCUCUAUACUAAUGGCAUCAUAUGGCUACACAACUGAAGACCUCGUUUUCCUAUGGAAAGAGGGCGACCCAGUGCAGGUGACUAAAAACCUCCACCUGCCUCGCUUUACGCUUGAGAGAUUCAACACUGACUACUGCACCAGUAGAACUAACACUGGAGAGUACAGUUGCCUCAAGGUCGAUCUGGUCUUCAAACGAGAGUUUUCAUACUACCUAAUUCAAAUCUACAUCCCGUGCUGCAUGCUGGUCGUCGUAUCAUGGGUGUCCUUCUGGCUAGAUCCAACAUCCAUUCCAGCGCGGGUUUCGCUAGGAGUGACUACGUUACUUACAAUGGCGACACAAAUCUCCGGCAUCAAUGCUUCGUUACCGCCCGUGUCCUACACAAAGGCCAUUGACGUGUGGACGGGCGUGUGCCUGACCUUCGUAUUUGGGGCACUACUUGAGUUCGCCCUUGUAAACUACGCUUCUCGGUCCGAUCAGAGGAGGCAGAACAUCCACAAGCAGUCUGUGCCGCAGGCAAGCCAGCAGCGGCAGAAGUGGCUUCUGCCUGCUUCGAUCGCAGCCGCGGGCCUUGAGAACAACCAAAGCGCCAUCGACCACUGCGAUGAAGCCUUCGCUAUGCCAUUCCAGGGUGGUGGUGCCGAAAGGGGCGGUAUGGCACGUAACGCGCUGCCCAACGACGCUGAUAUCCUCGUGCCCCGCCAGAGAACGCACACGGCGCCACCGCAGGAAAUACGACAGUGCGAGGUUCAUAUGAAAGGUCCAUCGUCCACGAGUUCAAACCUGUGCCGUUCGUGGCUUUCCCGGUUCCCUACCCGGUCUAAGAGGAUUGAUGUUAUCUCAAGAAUAUUCUUCCCGUUAAUGUUCGCGUUGUUCAACCUGGUGUACUGGACGACGUACCUCUUCCGAGAGGACGCCGACUAAUGUAGAUGAAUUACUACUGUAUAAUUAUUGAUAAGCGGUUACAUUUACUUAAGGUUACGGUUACCAACCGCCCAAGCAAGCAACCACAAGACCCAUUAAGGCAUUUAUUUGUUAGAUGCAUUACUACUACAAUCAUAUGUAGCGAUGUUAAUAGCCGAACAAUGUGUUUAAAUGUUGUUAUUAUGUAAAAGUCGACACUUGUAACUCGCUACUACUACAACUUAUAAUGAUCAUACUACUAUGACGAAGGCGAUGACUAGUCGCGGCAGCGCCAGAUAGCCGACGGACACAAUCAGUCCUCUGCUCCCAAACGGCGGUAAAAACAAUAAUAGCAACAAGACCAACUCUGAUGACAUCUAUACCUGUCUAGAUAGAUUCACAUAGUCCUGUGUGGGGUAUCCCUGAUGAAACGGGAAGAGAAUCUCACAGCAUCGCUAAAUGUAUUUCCGACACAUGGGAAUAGGGGGCUUAACGUACGUCGGCUAUGUUAUACGUACACAGAGCGACUGCAGUCGAGAGUAAAUAAAAAUCAUAGUCAGAGGAUUGGCCUCUGCUGGUUGUCUGCGCGAUCUGAAGUGUGCGGAGUAGAAACGUCCCUAAGCGGCUCUCGUUGGUUACACGUAAUCGUAUUUAACAUGGCCAACGCCGCAGCCGCCGUAGAACUAUGACCACGGCGGCGACGACGACGACGACGACGACAACGAUGAUGACGAUGACGACGACAAUGACGACGACAACGACGACGAC